Messenger RNA from Peronospora matthiolae, 513 nucleotides. NCBI's taxonomy places the organism in Eukaryota, Oomycota, Peronosporomycetes, Peronosporales, Peronosporaceae. The record is from the annotation of a GenBank genome assembly.
AUGAUACAGACGCAGUUCAACAAGAAGGUCAAGUUUGUGCGACACGAUGGAGCCCGCGAGUUUGCGACAAGCUCGCUUCAAGAUUUCUACGAAGUCGAAGGCAUCGAGCAACAAACCACGGUGCCAUACGCACAUCAAGCCAAUGGAACUGCUGAACGCGCGAUUCGAACUAUCGUCACCAUCGGUCGUAGCAUGCUCCAUCAUGCCAAGUUGGACAAGUGCUUCUGGGCUGAAGCGGCAAUGACGGCCGUCUAUGUGAAGAACCGUUUGCCGUCACCCAAGAUUCCACACAAGACACCGUUCGAGAUUGUCUACAAUUCUAAGCCAAGUGUCAAGCACAUGCGUUUUUGGGUGCCAAGCAUACAUCUUGACCCCGAAGGAGAAACGACUCAAGUGGGAUCCCAAGGCCCGGGCUGGAUUGUUUUUGGGCUACGAAGAAGUGUCCAAGGCGUAUCGAGUUUACGACAUCGAAGCGGGGCAGGUGAUGAUAAGUCGCGAUGUCAACUUCGAUGA